AUGUUAAACUUUUUAACAGGGUCUCUUUUGGUUUUAUCUUUUUAUUAUGGCUGGCUCAUUGUCUAUUCUCAUGCAUCAAAGCGAACAACUUUUUGUGUAGGAUUUAUUGUGUUUAUUAGCUAUUUUCUUGGGUUUACCAUUAUCACACUAAUUCCUUAUGAUAUUUAUUUGGUAUUUUCCUAAAUCUCCUCCGUUAGUGAGAAUUACGUUGUUAAAAUCCUGCUUAUGGGGAAAUUAACUAUAUAGGCAAAGCAAAAUGUUUGCAAUAUAAAUAUUUUAAUUAUAUAUAAAUAAUAAUUAAUAAAAUAUUCAAUUAAAUAAAUUUAAUUUUAUUUACUCCAACUCCUUUUAAUAUUAAUAAAACAUAAUAUUUUAAGUAAAUUAGCCGCCCUUUAAAUUAGAACAAAAAGUUUUUUUAAUGGAAAAUUUUACAGGUAAAAAUUAUAGCUUAGACAUAAUUUUAUUAAGGAAUAGCUGUUAAAAUACUGUUUAAAUACUUGGCAUGCUGAUUUGAUUAACUCUUUAAAAAUAAAUUAAUUUAAAAAUAUGCAUUCAAUUUAUAAAAUUUUAUUUUUAUAAUGAAAAAUUUUAUACUAUCAUCUCUUGGUUAAAUUUUUUAUGGCCGUUAUACGCGCCAUUUUCAUAUGAAAUUUAUUUUCCGCACUAAAAUCUGCGUUUUGAAACGUAUAUUUGGUUUCCACAUACCAAAUUCAAAAUGGCUUGCAUAUUCAUGAUAUGAAUAAAUGCAACGCAUUAUAUUUUUUAUCCAAAAAAAUUUAAACCCUUUUGAUAUCCAACAGAAUUUUUGUUCCAAUUUAAAUUAGGGAAGAGUUAAUUUUUUAAUAGGGCGCUUUUCGCGCCAAAAGUGUGAAGGCGAAGGACAAGUGUGGUGCUCCAGGGGUAUGUAUGCAGCAAGUAGGAAGUUGAUGGAGGACUACAGUUGAUGAUUGCUGGAAGAUGCUGGAGUUUUUUGUUGCAGCGAAAGCGGACAUGAAUUGAUUAAGUUAUAAUUGGCCGAUUUCGGAUGAGUAAUGUGCGAAUCGGUGAUUCAAUUAUAGCUUAAAUUACGAAGAUGGGCAAAAAGUGAGGAUAAGCGACUGAACUUUGGAGGUUUAAAAUUUUUUGGUUUAUUUGACGAUUUUUUUGGGAUUUUUUGGGAUUUAUUGGGAAUUUUUCAGAUUUUUUUUUGAGUAAAAACGAGAGAAAUGCGGUACAUCCGCGAUAAAAUUUAAGUUAUAAGUUAUAAGUUAUAAAUUAGGGAAAGAGUGUCAUUCUAUAGUAUAAAUCAAUAAUCUAAUUUGAAUUUUUUUUCUCAAACAUUUGUUUUAGGACUUUUUCAAAUUCAAAAAAAAAUAUAAAAAAUUGGAGUAGUGGAGUAAGCAGAGAUAUACAAGAAAUAAAGUUGGAUCUCCCCAUGAUGACAUUGCAGUAAUGAGACCCCUAUGGGUAUGGCUGUAUUGAAUUUCUUUUGCACUUGGCUGGUACCGAUUAUAUUAGACUUGUCCUUCCUCUUAUAAAAGAAUAUAUAGACUCAGGCGAUUUUUCUUUUUCCUCCAAACUAAGAACAGCUUUUUAUAGACUGACAAAAAGUAUGAUUUUAGUAUUCGGAUUAGGGCUAGCAUUAGUUAUUUAUUUACUUAUGCAAAAUCAUUUUAUAUUGUAAGAUAUAUUUAGUGAGACUUUAUCAAUUUUUUUCAUUAUUUUGAAUAACUGCACAGGCUUAUUUAUGAUAAUUAUUUUAUUAGGUUUUGGCUUGGUAAAUGUUCCACAAUUAUUUUGAAAGUUAGGGAAUACUGAAAAAUACUUGAAGGAUUUGUAUUCACAGGCUACAAUACUUGAACAGCAAUUAUUGCAAUCAAAUAAAAAUUUAGAUGAAACUUUAAAGCUUAUGAUUGCGGCUUCUCAUCAAAUCCCUGAUGCUUCCCCACUCAAGCCGUGUCUUGAUAUGAUUUUAUCAAGAUGCCCAGAAGAAAAGAUUGAGGAAAACCGAUCCUUUGUAUCAGAAGAGACCAGAAAUCAGUUCGGAAACUUACCAGAGAAAAGAUUAUCAGAGAUUAAUUAUGAUAUCAAAAAAGAAAUAGAUGAAUUGGAAAGGGUAAAAUAUAAAUACAACAGUUUAAUUGAAAAAGCGAUGUUUUUAGAGGACAUAACAAAUUCUUAUAAUAGCACACAAAAAAAGGUGAUUUCAUAUAUGAUACCACAAAGAGGAGGAAGCUACAUAAAGGUAAAAGAAUUUUUCGAAUGGAUUUGACUCACAAGAUUUCGACCUAUUGUCUAUAGACUUUUAGGAAUUUUAUUCGCUAUAAUGAGUGUAUGCGUAGUUUUAGAAGAAAUCACUAUAUGACAUAAUAAGCCUAUAUUGAUUUUCCGAUUCCCAAUGGAAAGAGACCUAGGAGUUUAUUGGAUACAAGCAAUAAUUUUCAUUCCGCUUAUAUAUAUCAUUGCAUGUACAUACUUUGCUUUUUCAAAUAUUAAGCUUGAGAAUUUUUAUGGCCUUUACGCACAUAAUAAUACAGACCCUAGUAAUCUCAUAUGAAAUGCUUCCAUGAUGCUAAAACUAGUAACUCCUUUGUCCUAUAACUUUUACAUGUUUAUGAAAUUCAAAAAAUGCGAAUUUUUCCAGAUCAUGAGAGCAGCUAAUUUCGUUCCAAUUUUAGGGAAGGAUUUUGGGAUGUAUUUCCCAUCUUUAUUGCUUAUACUUUGCCUUUUGAAUUAUUUCAAUUUAUAUGAAAAAAUGAUAGUUGCAUUAAGGAUAAGGCAACUUAGCUUUACUGAUAAAUAUUCUGCGGAUAGAAUACUAGAAGGAGCAUCAAUAAUACAAAAUGAAAGAGAAGCAAGAGAAAAAGAUUUUGGAUUAAGCAGUUCAUCAGCAAUCGAAAUAGUUAAUAAUGACAUGCAAAAGACAGAAGGGUUUGAUGAAAAUCCCAAGAAAUUUGAUAGGCUUUACGAUUAA
Molecule: messenger RNA, 2953 nt
Organism: Blepharisma stoltei
Lineage: Eukaryota; Ciliophora; Heterotrichea; Heterotrichida; Blepharismidae
Source: the annotation of a GenBank genome assembly